Entamoeba dispar SAW760 is the source of this 1053-nucleotide messenger RNA. RefSeq lists its product as uncharacterized. NCBI's taxonomy places the organism in Eukaryota, Evosea, Mastigamoebida, Endamoebidae. The annotation marks the transcript as partial. Gene Ontology annotation, cellular component: Arp2/3 protein complex; actin cytoskeleton. Gene Ontology annotation, molecular function: actin filament binding. The transcript has a single exon. Gene Ontology annotation, biological process: Arp2/3 complex-mediated actin nucleation. The record is from RefSeq and is a predicted model, not a curated record.
AUGUCAGCUCCAAAGAGUUUCCAUCUUUGUGAUAAUAUUGGAUGUCAUUGUUGGAAUGGUGAUGCUACUAAAAAUGCUUAUUCUCCAUGUUCCAAAGAAAUUAUUGUUGCUAGUUUUGAUGGUAAUAAAUUUACAACUGAAGCAAAAUUAAAUGAACAUGAUGCACGUGUUACUGGAAUUGAUUGGGCUGCACAAUCAAAUAGAAUUGUUUCAUGUUCAGAAGAUAGAAAUGCAUAUGUAUGGACCCAAAAUGAGAAAGGAGAAUGGGUACCAGUUCUUGUAUUAUUGAGAAUUGAUUUUGCUGCAACUGACAUUAAAUGGUCACCAAAUGAAACUAAAUUUGCAUGUGCUUCAGGAAAUAAACUUGUUGCUAUUUGUAGAUUUAAUGAAGAAUCAAAUUGGUGGGCUUCAGAUCAUGUUAAAAAAUUCAAGUCAACUGUUACUAAAGUAGCAUGGUCUCCAGAUUCACUUACUGUAGCAGCUGCAUCAACUGAUUUUAAGGCAAGAAUUUUUAAUGCUUUUAAUAAAACAAUAGAUCCAAAAGGUUCAUACUCUCCAUUUUCAGAACAAGAACUUUCAUCUCCAAAAUGCAAAUUAGGUACUUUCUUAUUUGAAACUGAAGUUAGUGGAUGGGUUCAUUCUAUUGCUUAUACACCAUCUGGAACAACUGUUGUUUUUGUUUCUCAUGAUUCUUCUAUUUCAUUCAUUGAAGCUAAUGAUGGAAAACCAACUGUUCAAACUAUCAAAUGUAAAACAUUACCAUUCUUAGAUGUUCUUUGCAUUACUGACAAUAAAGUUGUUGCUGUUGGACAUCAUUUCAAUCCAUGUUUAUUUGAACGUGGUGCUGAUGGAUGGAAGUUUGUAAAAGAACUUGAUCAGAAACAAGCACCUAAAUCUACUGGAACUAUGUCUGCUAUGGACCAUUUCAAAUCUCUUUCAUCUAGAGGAACUGCUACAGUUAAGAGUGCUGUAGAAGAAAUUACUACUACUCAUAAGAACACUGUUACCUGUAUUAGACCAAUGAAAUAUGAUGAUUCAUGGAAUGUUCUUGAA